Molecule: messenger RNA, 2131 nt
Organism: Ostrinia furnacalis (Asian corn borer)
Lineage: Eukaryota; Metazoa; Arthropoda; Insecta; Lepidoptera; Crambidae
Product: scavenger receptor class B member 1
Exons: 10
Coding region: 75-1493 (472 amino acids)
Cellular component (GO): cytoplasm; membrane
Molecular function (GO): scavenger receptor activity
Source: RefSeq, a predicted model, not a curated record
UGAGCCAGUGCGUGUGGGGUGUGCUCCUCCUGUUGAUAUCCAUUGGAGGGUUCAUCUUCACCCCCUUAGACCUAAUGCUAUGGGAGAAGCUGAAUAUGAGGCCAGGUUUUCCUCCCUACGAGUGGUGGGCGGACCCCCCCGACGAGGUCAAGCUGAGGGUCUACGUCUUCAACGUGACCAACCACGAGCGGUUCCUGAGCGGCCUUGACGAGAAGAUGGACGUCAGAGAGAUAGGACCCGUUGUUUAUUUAGAGAAGCUGAUCCACUCCAACAUCCAUUUCAACGAGAACAGUACCCUGACGUACACCGCGCGGCGCUACCCCAUAUACUUGCCUGGCGAGAACAGUAUAGACCUGAACGCCACCCUGGUGGUGCCUAAUUUGGCAAUUCUGGGCAUAGCAUCGUACCUCCACGACGCGAACUACCUCGUUCGAACUGGCUUCCGUCUUCUGGUCAACUCCCACGGCAGCAAGUUGUUCGUGAAGAAGACCAUCUACGAAUACCUCUGGGAGUACCGAGAACCGGUGCUGGAUACGUCUAAAAGCUUGGUACCGGGUUUGGUGCCUGUUAGUAACAUGGGCAUGCUGGCCAGAAUCUACUCAGACUUCACGGACGAUGUGACAGUCAAAGUGGGUCACCAGUGGGGGGACCGGAGCUUCUUCCAAAUCGACGAGUUCCGUGGACACCCACAGCUGCCGGGAUACGAUCCUGAUGUAUGUCCCGACCGGCUGUACGGGUCUACAGAAGGUGUGAUGUACCAGCAACGGCUGACCAAGCAAGACAUCCUAUUGUACUGGAGGAAGACCGUGUGCAAGGUCAUGCCUCUUUAUUUUGAUGAGGAGAUAACAGUGGACAACGUGCCAGUAUAUCGCUACAACCUCUCUGAAAGCGUGUUUGAGAGAACGAGCAAUGGUACGGACUGUUACGAUACAGUGCCGAGCCUGCCGCCAGGGCUGAGCGACGGAUCCAAGUGUUACUUUGACUUCCCAAUGGUGGUGUCCUACCCUCAUUUCUACACGGGCCACCCGCCCAAAGACGCGUACGUGACUGGUCUCCAACCGGACAGAUAUAAGCACAACUCGUACGUCGUUGUGGAACCGCUGACAGGCACACCGUUCCAUUCCGUAGCGCGGAUGCAGAGCAACCUUCGUAUCCACGAGCUGUCUGGCUUCUCGUACGAGUACCAGAAGUUCUCCAACCUCGUUCUACCUCUGUUCUGGGCUGAAUAUAAUCAAGAAGGCCUACCUCCACACAUCAGUAAGACGAUCUACUUCAUGACCGUCAUCUUACCGCCAGUGUCUUACUUAGUACUUACUCUAACCUUCCUCACAGGCAGCUACUUUUUAGCAAAACAUUUGUACAUUCACCAACUAAGCAACGAAACUGUGAACGCCUUACUACAUUUUAAGAGCAAAAACACUAGCAAGAGUGAUUGCAAAUCUUUAAAAUAUGAGAAUGAAAUAUUUAUAAAACCACUUACACUUAAUAGAUAAUAAAGACCAACUUAGUUGUAGUUAUUUAGUAAAUUUAAAUUUCGUAAUGCGACGUUUGUCUGAGGCUUUUUGAAAGAAUAAAAUUUAGAACAAGAUUUGAUAAUUUCUUUAGCGGAAUUCGAUUAUUUUUGUUGGUAUUACUUAAUAGAUUAUCACCAAAUGUAUUCAUGUUUCAUGAUUUUUCUUUAGCUAUUCAGGGUUAAAUAUGCUUUUACUUACAAAAAAAGCAGGGACGUCGAAAUUCCUAUACAUGUAUCUUUUUUUAGUUAGGGCCACGUAUACGAGUACUUACAUUAGGUACUAAUUUACAUAAAAUUACUAGAUUCAAAUUAAAGUCUUCGAUUCGAUUGGAUGAAUGAUAUAAUAUUAUGUAAUUAGGCUAAAAAGGUGACUGAGUUUCUUCCGCCACUUCUUCUCAGCACCAGCCCAUGUUGUUCCGAAGUGGUGGUAGGGCGAGCUAUAUUUGGGACGUGUAAAAGUGCCUGUUUAUUUGACUGUUAUGAAUAAUGUAUAUGUUUUUGAAAAGUUAUAUAAUGUAUUAAUUGAGAACAAUACAACAAGAAAGACUGAGUGGACUGUUGUACUGUUAAAUUAGGAUUCAACAUAAACCUCAAUUUAGUAAAACGAAAUUUUUCGUG